This is a messenger RNA of Dreissena polymorpha, 1333 nucleotides long. RefSeq lists its product as uncharacterized. The transcript is spliced from 5 exons. The coding region runs from base 153 to 662 and encodes 169 amino acids. The record is from RefSeq and is a predicted model, not a curated record. NCBI's taxonomy places the organism in Eukaryota, Metazoa, Mollusca, Bivalvia, Myida, Dreissenidae.
UGAGACAUUAGACCGUUGAAACAAGUGUACAAGUAUUGAUAAAUAUUUUAAUUAAAUCCAUUGUUUGUGAUCAAUCCAUUUCCUUGUUGAAUACUAAUCUAAUAUUGCAGUAUUUUUUACAUCGGAAUUCAAUUGGGACUAAUUUCUGUAAAAUGUUUGUGACGGUGCGUUAUGGAGAGGACGAGAGAAGAAUAUUCAACAUUAAUUGCCGAAAUGAGGUUCUGUUGCACCAAAUUAAAAAAAAGUGCAAGGUUGACCGCGAAGAAGUUAUCGAGCUAUCUGACGAACAUGGCACUGUGAAGAACUUGAGACAAAACCUGGACGAGUACGGCUACGAAUACCUGAAGGAGAGAGAAACCGUCAUAUUGCUGAAAGUAGAAACAUGUGUUCAGGAACCUACUCCCCCGCCGCCGCCUCCGCCUGGAUCAGAUGACAAGACGGAGCCGCCUCCGCCGGAAGUGCUUCCCGAUAAGACCACAUUCAUUCCAUUGUUAGUAGCAAUGUCAGAGAACCAAGAAUUUAUAGAUUCAUUGAACCCGAAAGAUAGACUAAGCAAGGCCUCUGUGUUCGAUGACCCGGAUGGCAAAGGGAAGAAGGCGAAGUCAAAAGACAAGAAGAAAGAUAAAGAUAAAAAGAAUAAACCAGCACAGCCCAAGAAAUGAGGCUAGACAUAUCAAAACACUGCAAGACUUAACAGGGAGACACCAAUUCAAAAGAAGAUGAACAGGAUCACUUUUGGUGAACCUUCGCCACAUAGUGUGCACUAAGCUAAAUUACAAUAAAUACUUUUAGACGGACUAUAUACAAUUGAAAAACAUGUUUUGUUUUUAAAACAGGCACGUCUCACUUUCUUAGAGUAAUGCGUCUUCCUAUCAUGAUGGAAAACAUAUAUUUUAACGGGCGCAAAAAUAACCCCCCAAAAUAUAUACCAGACAUUGCAGUUAUUUCUGUAAAAAUCGAGAACAAGUCUUGCAUGCUAUUUGAAACAUUAUUGUUUAAGAUUACGCACAACAGACUUGCAUUCAUGCAGCAGUUUUGAUAAGAGGAAACCUUUCUCUUCAUUUUUUUAAAUUGAUUUUUUAUUAUCAAUAUUUAUGUUUUCUAAGUUUGUGUUGUAUAGAUUGUACACUGGCGACAACACAUUAAUAUCACAGUUAGUUUAGUCACAUGUUUAUAGUAAACAACCGUCUACGUCGUUUGUAUUUAUUAAACUGACAACUUAUUAUUAAUUUGCAUAGCUUGUGUGUUUUAUUGCGACAGAACUGUCAUACGGUAACCACCAAAGGUUAACCACUUAAGUAAUGUGUCAUUUCACUUGUAUCUUUAUAGCAUC